CAUUGCAACAGAAAUAAUCACGUUGCGCGUGUGCGAGGCAGGAAGUCAUGCUGUCUACGCAACUGAUAAAAACCAGCACUUUAACCUUGAAUGAAAAACAUGCAUAAGACGGCGAUCUGAAAAGCAUGUCAGCUGUCAGCCUAGCAGUGAAAGAGCGGCGAGCGUCGCAUCUUAAACGGGGGAGCGGACUGAACGUGCAGUCGUCGCAUUACGCAGUGACAAACUCUCCGGAUCAAUCUGAGCAGGCAGACGUGAGAUGGAGCCGGGAGACGCGUCAGCUCACACCGCUGGAUGACUGCGAGUGGCUCGGGACGCUGUUCGGACUGGUGAACAAGUGCCUGCGGGGGGUGGGCUUCUGCCAGCUGUACUUCGGGGACAAGAUUGUGGAGCCCGUGGUGGUGGUCCUCUUCUGGGUGAUGCUGUGGUUCCUCGGCAUCCAGGCUCUGGGCCUGGUUGGAGCUCUGUGCAUCGUCAUCAUCUACAUCCAGAAGUGAUGCCUCGUUGGUUGGUGGGCUGUGCUCCUUCCAUCAACCGCAGGUUCUUCACACUACCUGGCCUUCAGCAGACCAGUGGACACAUCAAAAGUGCCUUGCAUGGAGUUUUAUACGACAUACUUAUGCACGGCGUUUGGUAGCAGUAAUAUUUUUCUUUUUGUAGUCAUUCAGAGCUUUUAAAAAUGUAUUUUUUUAACUUAUUGUUACAUCCCGGUCUAGGGUCAAGGAGUAAACAGGGAGGACAACGGGGAAUGGGGAGGGAGAAAAGAGAAAUGACUCACAGACUAGUUAUAGUUAAGAUCGGAUAUAUUUGAAGUAUAUUUUGAUAUAGUGAGAUAAAUGUGAAACACCAGGGUGACCUUCAGGAGCAGCAAAGGCCAAAAUAAUAAGCAAAACUAGUGAAAUACCUACGUGAGCACCAGCUAAGGCUUCCAUGAACAAAAAGAAAAGAAAACAAAAGACAAUAGCUACCCUUAUUAACCACAAAACGGAGACAAACGAUUGACAUGCAAAAAAUAAGGGGCAGCUACUCCCUACAAGCCUUACACAGAAAUAUAUACAGAUUAUUUACAAAGAAUACACAGGGCAACCAAGUCCAAAUCGAAAUGCAAACAGGGUAGUCAUUAGCCAAACACUGGGCCUGAAAGACAUACACAUCAUAACGCGGAAUAACCAAAGUCAAAUAAAUGGGAAAUGAAACCUUAGACACUUCAGCACUUCUUGUCAGUAUUAGAGACCUGAUUGAAUAACUCUUACACAGUCUGCUAAGAACUAUGACUUCAUUGUUUUUCAGCAUGCAACAGAUCUUCAACCCAGAUACAGUUUACAUGUCUGCAAGUUUAGACUCGGGUUAACCUGGGCACUUUACUACGGUAAUCCUUACCAGGCUUUGUUUACUAUACUGUAUGCAUCACACUUUAAUUUCUCUUUUAAAAAUCUCUUUAAUGACUUUAAUCUCUUUGACUUGUUGUGGGCUCUUUGUGAUUCUUCUUGAGAGCUUUGGUGCAACACUGGCAUGAAAGUGAAACCUAUUUAAUGGUUUCAUAGCUGAAGGGAAGGCUUUACUGAAAACGGCCGUUUGCACUUCUGCUGCCCCAAUGGAUGAAUAUAUGUCCCAGAUCUAGGUGAGCUAAUGGGCCAGUGUGCUUGCUUGUACGGAUUUGUUUUACAUCACUGUGAUUUUAUUUCAGAAGUGUCACAGCCCAUGGUUAUGAAUGCAAGGACGUUUUGACUCAUCUGAGUUGUACCUUUUGGCUAUAAGUUUUACGACAUCUACUCAUCUCCUCUUUGGAGAUGUUCAAACUCACGUUUGCCUUUUUAACAUCAUAUCUCACUUUUGCAGCCUUCUGUGUCUGUAAAUGCGCAUGGUGCCUCAAAAAGAUUGUGGAAUUUAAGUUUCUUACUCAGGACCCUGUACUGGAAAAGUGACUAGAAGAUUGUUGAAUGUUUAGUCCUCUUAGUGUGUGUGUGUGUGUGUGUGUGUGUGUGUGCGCGUGUGUGUGUGUGCGCGUGCCUGGAAAUGGAUUUGCAUGCAGUCCAGACUCAGGCUCGGUGGAUAGUUAGCUCUUUUUAAUUCGAGUUAUAAUUUUUUUUACUUUAAUGUUCCAUUUUGGCUAAAGAUUCUCUUAGAAUUGUUCUUAAGCAGAUUCGGAACAUGAAAAAUGGUGAUAAAUUGAAUGGACUGCAAACUGAAAUCUAAUUUUAAUAAAUAAAUCUUAUAAUAAUA
This is a messenger RNA of Brienomyrus brachyistius, 2220 nucleotides long. RefSeq lists its product as uncharacterized. Lineage: Eukaryota; Metazoa; Chordata; Actinopteri; Osteoglossiformes; Mormyridae. The coding region runs from base 126 to 494 and encodes 122 amino acids. The record is from RefSeq and is a predicted model, not a curated record. The transcript has 2 exons. Gene Ontology annotation, cellular component: intracellular membrane-bounded organelle.